UUACUUAGGUUUUCUCUUUGUUUUCUUUUUUUCUUUUGCAAGUUGCAACGAUGUCAUUUCCUGGCUUUGAUCCUGGGGACCCUAUUCUCGCUGCUCCAAUUUUUUGUUUGAUCCUGGAAAGGUUUGUUAGGUCUCACUUUCUGUUAGAACUUAGAAGUAGGUGACUUUUCGUGCUUCAAUGAUUAUGCAUUUAUGCCCAAAAGAAAAUGUGACCAAAGUAAAGAUGAACAAUUCUCUUUUGCUAUAAGCCUUUGACUUUCUGAAAUAUUAAGAUCUACUUUCGGUCCAAGACAAGAGAGCCCGGUAACAUUAACCGUCUUCUUCAAGCAUCCUCUUUCCUUCUCCGAUGGAGUCAACCAACAACGAAGUCGCUCGCGAGUUUCGCCUCUUCAAGGUAUACAAAGAUGGUCGCGUCGAAAAGUUCCACAACACACAAAAGGUCCCACCUUCCACCGACUCCGUCACCGGUGUCCAAUCCAAGGACGUCCUCAUUUCACCCGAACCCGCCGUUUCUGCCCGUAUCUUCCUACCCAAGAUCCACGACCCGACCCAGAAACUCCCCAUCCUAUUCUACAUCCACGGCGGCGGGUUCUGCUUGGAGUCCGCUUUCUCUCCAAUGUUUCACAAGCACCUCACCUCCUUAGCCGCCGAAGCCAACGCCAUUGCCGUCUCCGUCGAAUACGGGUUGUUCCCGGAUCGGCCCAUACCCGCUUGCUACGACGACUCGUGGGCCGCCCUCAAAUGGGUCCAGUCCCACUCGACCCGAUCCGGAACCGACCCGUGGCUGAACCAGUACGCCGACUUUAACCGGGUUUUCUUAGGCGGGGACAGCGGCGGAGCCAACAUUUGCCACAGCCUGGCAGUUCGGGUCGGGUCAAUCGGGUUACCCGGAGUCAAAGUGGCGGGAAUGGUUAUGGUGCAUCCCUUUUUUGGUGGGUCGGCCGUGGACGACGAAAUGUGGCUGUACAUGUGUCCGGAGAACGGCGGGGUGCAGGACAGGAGGCUGAGGCCGCCGGCAGAGGAUCUGGCGAAGCUUGGAUGCGAUAGGGUGUUGAUAUUUUUUGCGGAGAAGGAUCAUCUGAGACAGGUAGGGCAGUGGUACUGUGAUGAGCUGAAGAAGAGUGAGUGGGGUGGGAGUGUUGAAGUGGUGGAGCAUGAGGAUGUGUUUCAUUUGCGCAGAGAACCUGAGGGAGAGAAAGCUCAGGACUUGAUCAAGAAGUUUGGUUCCUUCAUCAAGCAAAACUAAGGUGGCGAUGGUUCAUUUAUCGCUACAAUCAGAUAAUCACACAUGAUCAAGGUCAGGACACUGCAUCUAUCAAAGCCUAAACCGUUAUAGCAACAGUAUGUCUUGCCUUAUUCAACCUAACGGGGAGUAAAUCUCUAGCAACUAAAGCAUAUUCCACGGUAAAACGUACUUAUUACAGAAACACAAUGUUAGAAUAAAGUUCCAAACAAAACAAUGCUACACCCUAGUCAAGAGACAUGCAAUUGUGGUGCGAGAAGUUAUGUAAUCGUUGAAGUAGUUAUCGAAGAGAUUAAUGAAGAAACUGCCGCUAAGAGGCUCGCAUCUGAUUUUGUCUUUCUCCGGAGGCUAAACCCAAAUUCAGGUAAUAGAUACAAAAAAUAGAACGAAAGUUCCAAAACCCAAACUCAUGUUUCUCUAGCUCUAUCCUUUGGCAUAGUCAGCUUCCAAGGCGAUCAAAUUUGUUAGCAAAAGCACAACUUCUGAGUUCUGACCAUUGUCAAAUCUGUUAUACCAAAUUCUUCGAAUCUAAGGAAUUACCAUAUUCCAGUUAAUAAACAUUGAAAUGAAUUAUCAACUAA
Molecule: messenger RNA, 1824 nt
Organism: Rosa rugosa (rugosa rose)
Lineage: Eukaryota; Viridiplantae; Streptophyta; Magnoliopsida; Rosales; Rosaceae
Product: 2-hydroxyisoflavanone dehydratase-like
Exons: 2
Coding region: 347-1246 (299 amino acids)
Molecular function (GO): hydrolase activity
Source: RefSeq, a predicted model, not a curated record